Messenger RNA from Prorocentrum cordatum, 1104 nucleotides. The record is from the annotation of a GenBank genome assembly. NCBI's taxonomy places the organism in Eukaryota, Dinophyceae, Prorocentrales, Prorocentraceae.
CCACCCCCGCGCGGCCGCGCGGCCCCCCCUCCCGCGAGGCCUUUUUUUUGUUCCCAGGGCAGCCGGCUCCACAGAGAUACCGCCCUGACUUUUUUUUCGACCCGGAGGGCUGCCGCCAUGCAGCAUGGCGACCGCCGGGGUGAGGGCUGGUUCAGCCAGCUCCUCGCCCCCGGCCCAGAGCCUUACCGCGGGCACGACGGCUACAUGCUGGAGGGUCGCCACGGCGGGCACUCCCGGAUGGACACGUCGAUCGACUCCGGCAGCCUGUGCAUGGGUGCGGAAGUCGUGCAGCAGGUGCCGACGGGCGCCUACGUGUUCGCUGGAGAGGGUAGAGGCCGCUAUCAGAAGGUGACCGACUACAGGUACGUCGGCGAAGGGGGCGGCUACGAACCCGAGAUGCGCAAGAUUGUGUUGAGCAGGCGGGAAGACCAGAUCUGCAGGUGCGUAUGUUGCUGCGGCUGCUUCCUGGGCACGCUCUUGGUGGUAGGUUUGGUCGGGCUGCUGGUCGAGCACCUGAUGGCCAAGGCCCCGUUCGACUGCCAGGUCGGCCUGGGGCACACGGACACUUGGCCGGCGGACAAGCUGGACCGUGGUGCUGCGACAGGGAGGAAAUCGGCUGCGCGGUGGCCCACCUCGGCUCCGUGCAGGACAUGCAGCAGGCGGCGCAGGCGCCCAACACGACAACCGUCGCGCCCUACGACUGCGCGGCCGGGUACGACUUCUGGGAGACUGGGUGGGACGACGCGAAGAAGGGCUGGUGCUGCAAGAGGGAGCACCGCGGCUGCCCGCUGUUCGACUGCCUCAACCUCACUGACAUGCAGACCUGGUCGCCUGCGAAGCAGACAUGGUGCUGCAGCCACGACGGGGUGGCUUGCACGAGCCCCACCACGACGACGACCGCUGAGUACGACUGCCUGGCAGGUGCCUUCCAGUGGCAGCAGGCGUGGACUGAGCACAAGGACUUCAUUGAAACAUUGGUGCUGCAAGCACGAGGAGCGCGGCUGCGACCUCCCGAGGGAGGAGUACGAUUGCAAGAAGGCCGAGCGCGAGGGCACGUGGGAGGCGUGGCGGAGGGAGUACUGCUGCGAGAAGGAGAGCAGAUAG